AUAAUAAUAAUAAUACGAAAAAAGGGGGAACCAAAACCAACCGAGCAGUUGCAGCUUCAGUUUCACAUAUGAACGUGUGCGUUGAAUUUCGGCCCGUUUUGCUACUCUAGUCACCGUCGUUGUCAAUCAGUUCAUUUUCGUUAAGCGACUAUUGCGGAUGCGGAAUAUUUUUCUAUUCUUUCGCUGUUCCGUUACGUUCGUGUUCCGUGCCUUUUAUAUAAAAUAUAUAAAAUAAAUAAUUUGUUUAAAAAACGUGUGUAUAUACAUUCAUGCAUAUGCGUGCAUAUGCAUGUGUUUUUUUGUGUGCGUGGCUGCGUGCGUGUUUGUGUUCGCUUACACUAAUUAGUUCGUGUGGUUUAGUUUCAUUUACAAAAAAAAAAACAAAAACGCUCCUUACAAAGAUUGCGGCUUUUUUCCCAUUUUUUUUUGUUUUAUUUGUUAGUGUGUUUGUUCUUUUUUUUUUCUUGUGUCUUUCUUUUACUGUGUUUAGCUUCCUCCAUUCAUUAAAUAAAAUAUCCUUCGGGUUACAAUCGCGUAUGCAUGCAUGAACGGAUGUUAAACAAUUAGCGGUGAUUUUAAUCUUUUAACGAGACAAACGAGAAAAAGAAAACAAAGCUUUGUUGAUGUUCCGUUAAGUUCGCUUAAAACAACAACAACAACACCAACAACAAAAAGGAUAUUUUGAGGCAAUAUGACCGAUACUAUGAGCUCAGCCGGUAGCUUGGAAAUGUCCUUAAAGGAUAAUGGAUUGAUCGUAGACAUGUCACCGACCGCCAGUAUAUUGCAUCAUAACACUUUAGCCUCUCAUGCUCAGGCUUUGCGUAGUCUUAAAGUGGAUCAUUGUUCGGCCGAGGAACAUUCGCCAACGGAUAGCGGGGGGCGAGAAAAGACGCUUACACCUACGCCGGUAACCGCCAAUAUAAGUAUAUCGCCAACAAAUUUAUCGACAACAGGGUCGACAACGCCAUCUGUUACCACAUUCCGUUGUGAACGAUGUGAGAAUUUCGAGACGACAUCACGAGCAUCUUUACUUCUUCAUGUUGUACAAUGUUUGUCAAAUGCCCCGCGACUUAAGGCAGAAGAUAACGAACCUGAAAACUUACAAACGCCAGCUACAACCGUUUCGCCGAUGGAGGCACGUCAGAAUUUGGUUACCGUUACACCGCCAACGGGCGUAGUAACGGCUGUGGCGAACGGUAGUGCCAAUAGUUCGGCGGCAACUUCCUCUUCAUCGUCGAGCGGCUCCCGUAAAGUAUUUGAAUGCGACGUUUGCAAUAUGAAGUUUUCGAAUGGCGCGAACAUGAGACGACACAAAAUGCGUCAUACUGGUGUAAAGCCUUACGAAUGCCGUGUCUGCCAAAAGAGAUUCUUUCGCAAAGACCACUUGGCUGAGCAUUUCACUACGCACACCAAGACAUUACCGUAUCAUUGUCCGAUAUGUAAUCGUGGUUUUCAACGACAAAUUGCAAUGCGUGCCCAUUUUCAAAAUGAACAUGUGGGACAGCAUGAUCUCGUUAAAACUUGCCCAUUAUGUAGUUAUCGAGCAGGCUCAAUGAAAUCUCUGCGAAUACAUUUUUUCAAUAGACAUGGUAUUGAUUUGGAUAAUCCUGGACCGGCUGGCUCAUCUACUUUAUUGCUUGCCUUAGAGUCACAGGCAUCGCAGGUGGCUGCAGCCGCGGCUGCUGCAGGUUUUGUACCAGCUGGUCUAAACGCUGUUGCGGCCGCCGCUGCUGCUGCCGCUGCCAAUCCAGGUGCUGCUAUUGUAUCGGCUGCUAGUAAUAUGCCUAAUCAAAGCGAUAGUGGGGAAUCGUUACGAUCGGUUGAGAAUGCGACACCGCCUAUGCACUUCCUUACGCCACAUGUGGAGAUCUCUACACUGCCCGACAAUGGCAUGUCGGACAACGCCAUGUUCAAUGUAACGCAUAAUUCCAAUUUUAGCGAUUCUCUUGUUUCUGUUGUUAACUCAUUGUCCUGUUCAUCCUUCUCUCGUUCUCGUACGACCGUUGACAAUGUGCUCUUAUGCGUUUUGCGUGCCUUUGCUUUGCAGGGUCAUACUAACAACAACCACAACAACACCAAUCAUAACAAUAUGAAUGGUAGCAGUACACCAACUAUGGCAUUGGAUGUCACCAAGGAACGUGAUACUGUAAUGCAAUCGCCAGUACCGUUAACUAUGACUGUAGCCCCUCAAGAGCAUCCAUUAGAUUGUAAUGCCAAAUCAUUGCCUUCAAGUACCAGUAAUGGAACCGUCUGUGGCGCCAUGAGUUCAACAAUAUCGCCAAAAACCCAUCACCAUGAAAAUCACAUAACACCCUCCAUUAGUCUAAUACCAAUUAAACAGCAGGAACCGCCCAGUGAAGACAUGAGUAGCGAAACAAUGCGAAGUUUAACAAAAACCAAUUCAUGCGGUGAGUCCAUGAACGGUGGCGACAGCAGCGAAUCAGAAUUCUCGACGCCAAAUUCUCGGUUAACAUCGCUAAUUAAGGUUUCACCUUUGAAAUCUUUGCUAAGAGAAGACCUUAAACGGCGUAUUUGCGCUAAAGCUAAUAAUCGGAUAACCCGCAACGCGAAUGCAGCUUUAGAGAAUAAUAAUGUCAUACAGAGUUCGUUAACACCAGCGAAUGGAGCAGCGAUGAGUGCCACUUCGACAUCGACACCGAUUUGUAAUGGCACUAUUACUUCAACCGGCCAAGAAGGAGAGACGGGCUCUCUAAAUCGUAAACAAAUACUGACAUGCCUCUUUUGCGGCAUUGAAUUUCCCGAUGAAACUUUAUAUUUUUUGCAUAAGGGUUGCCAUUGCGAAAGCAAUCCCUGGAAAUGCAAUAUAUGCGGUGAGCAGUGCAAUAAUGUUUAUGAAUUCAAUUCGCAUCUGCUAAGUAAAAGUCAUCAAUAGCAACCAAUAGUAAUAACAAAUGAAAAUUUGGAUAAUGUCGUUAAUAUCGUCAACGGUAAAUAUGUACAGAAAUGAAAUAAGGGUAAGCAUUAGGGGGAAAGAAAAAAUAGAAAGAAUAAGAAAAGCAUAAUGGAAAAAGGGGAUAAAAGCAAUACUUAAGCAUAGCGAACAAAGCAUAAAAUUAAAAAGCAAAUACUUUUUAACAACAACAACAAAAUUGGAGUGUGAUAGUUAGUCGUUUAGUUUGUAAAACAAUAAUAAUAAUAAUAAUAAUAACAACAACAAUGAACAUUUUUAAAUGAAAUUUAAGAUUAUUAAG
Glossina fuscipes is the source of this 3212-nucleotide messenger RNA. Its product is annotated as DNA-binding protein Ikaros. Bases 692 to 2893 code for a protein of 733 amino acids. The transcript has 6 exons. Gene Ontology annotation, biological process: regulation of transcription by RNA polymerase II. Gene Ontology annotation, molecular function: DNA-binding transcription factor activity; RNA polymerase II cis-regulatory region sequence-specific DNA binding. The record is from RefSeq and is a predicted model, not a curated record. NCBI's taxonomy places the organism in Eukaryota, Metazoa, Arthropoda, Insecta, Diptera, Glossinidae.